UUGAAUGAUGUCUUUGCUGUAAAGGCUUCCACCAAUGGCAUGGUGAGCUUGCAGAAUGCCCAGUCACAGCAACAACCUAUACUUUUGCCUCCCACACGCAACCGACUCUUUAACAACUUUCCAAAUGUGGAUGCGCAGAGUCACUCUACGAAUGCCACUGCAAGUGCUCCUUCUAACAACAUGACAGACUACUUGAUGCAAACAUUGCAGAUGAAUGCAGUCAAUGCCUCAGCACCUUUCCCUGCUGCCAACCUCAGUACAGCAGAAAACAGCAGCUCUCUCCUCAUGGACCUCCUUAACUCACCAAGCUCUGCUCAUCCAAUCAACCCAUUGGAUCUGGACUUUGAUGAACAGAUGCAAGAUGUAAUUGCUGCUCUCGGAGAAGACUCUGAGUCCCUGACGAAUGAUGAAGACAGUGAUGGAUCAAUCUUUGAAGGUGAAGGUGCAACUGGUUACUCAUCUAGCUCAGAUCAAGACAGCUUCAAGGGUGCAACUGGAGGAUAUGGUUUUUCAAGAGGUCACGAGCGGCAGUAUGGCAGUGAUUCAAGCAGUAACAGCUACAGUAGUCAACCCCCUAAGAUGGAGAAUGUGAAACACAACCAUUCAUAUGCUGCACCUUCACAAUCUCAGAUGCAGAAUGGCAAUGGUGCACAAAACAUGAGCCACAAUGGAACAAAUGGCAGCUCCAAGUUAAAUCGAGAUGAGAAACGUGCCAAGGCUUUAAAACUUCCACUCUGCAUUGAAAAGAUCAUUAACCUUCCCGUUGAUUCUUUCAAUGACUUGAUUAAAAAAUACGAGCUCACAGAUCCUCAGAUGCAGCUUGUCCGUGAUAUCAGGAGGCGUGGGAAAAACAAAGUCGCUGCUCAGAAUUGCCGUAAACGUAAAAUAGAUGCCAUCCAGUUUGUGGAAUCAACAGUUGGUGAGCUGAGGAUGGAGAGAGACAAGCUGGUGAAAGAGCGUGAUAACAUUGACAAAGAAGUUAGUGAGAUGCAGCAGAGAUAUGCAGAACUCUGUGAAGAAGUAUUUUCUUCAGUUCAAGAUGAGCAUGGGAGCCCAGUUGAUCCCAAUGACUAUACGCUGCAACAGAUGCCUGAUGGUACUGUAUACCUUAUCCCUCGCAAUAGCAAUCAAAGAGACAGAGAUGAGCAAUCAAUGUAAUCAAGAAUCACUUCACUUAUUUCAGAGACUGUUCAAGCUGUAAUAUGCUUAUGAUUCCAUGCUAUCAAAUUUUUUUUAAUUUUUUUAUGUCACUAUUUGUUGGCAGUGUAUCAUUCUUUCUUUGUUAUUUUCACUGUUCUACCCUGAGGAGUGAGGGAAUGAAUAUUUCUCUAUUUGGUAUCAUUACAAUUAUCUAGAUAUACCUGUUACAUGUAGGUGCAAGAGGCAAAACACAAAAUUCAAAGACCCAAAUUACUUAACCUCCCAUUUUCUGUAGUGCCUUUCCUGUUGUAUACUUCUAUUUUUUUUUUUACAUUGUUUGAACUAUCCCUUUAAUCACAACCAUUGUGAUUGCAAAAGAGGUCUGCUUUCCUCUUUCAGCUUGCAUCAUCAGUGUUCAGUUUAUUUCAAGUUAUUUAAACCACAAAGUUUAUAAUUUUUUUUGUUUUAUAUUGCUUCAAGGCUUAUAUUACACAUUCAUGUACAUGUGGGUCCAUUAUUUGAAUGUAUUUUUCUAUAUUGUAUUUUUUUUGCAGAAAUGUGUUUUGUUUUAUAUCUGUUGGUCGCAUUACGCACAUGCUUCAAGCAUGAUUGCUUAGUUGUGUUUGAUAGUCCAGUGUUUUCCUAGGGACAGCUGUAGCUAAUAGAAAGCAAGAUUGGUCGGCCUGGGAGGGACUAGUAAUGAUUGUUGUGCCUCUAUCAAAUUACUUCUUACUGGAUUAGAAAUAUCAGUUAUUGUAAUAAAUCAUCUCACACAACAUUAUUAUGGUCAGAGAAGUUGACAGGACAGGAUAUAAUAUUUGUAUUAUUUGUGAAUGAUUCUGAAUCUUUCAAGCCAUAUUUUCAAUCGAUAUACAAAAGCCUCCUAUAGACACAAGAAUACAUCCCCUUAGCCUUUCAAUUUUCUGUGGUCAAGGGGAAUAUGACAUGAAAAUUUGAAGAUUUAUUUAAUAUAGCAAAUUAGAGAUAAUGAUCAUUUUCAUCUUGCUUUGACAGGCUUCUCUUCUGCUUAGCUAAAUGUGUCCUAUAUUAUUGUGUUAACUCUUGUGAUGUACAUAUUUGUAAAUAGCUAAAGAAAGAUUAUUAUGCAAUGGAGUUUUCCAAUAAUAGACGAUGAUAUUUGACUGAAAAAGAGAAGACAAGACUUAUUUAUGACUAGCUAUCCAGUAGUGGAAGGAGUUCAGAUAUUCUUGUGGGAUGAUCAUGGCAUUUUUUUUCUUCAUGUUUUUGUUGGCAAUCCGUUCAUUGUACCCACUGGUUUACUACUAAGUUUUCAGGGGUUUGUAUGUACAUGGGUAACAUACCCAUGAAUAAGUGAUAUGAAUUAACAUUCAUGAAUUACUUCUGAUGAAUGAUUAAUACAUGUAGGAAAUGUGUAAAUUUUAUUUGUCUGUACAUGUAGACUUUGUCUCUAAACUUAAUAUUUUCCAGUUUCAACAUUUGGUACAAAUAUAUCACAUGAUUGAAUAUUCAUUUUGUAGAUGUACAUGUAGAAAAGAAGGCCUGCUUGCAUUUUGUAAAUGAGGAUUUUUCUCCUUUAAAGCUUUAUCUGGACAUUGAGAUUUGAAUUAAGUUUUACAUGCAGAUUUUAUGCUUUAUUAUGUCGUACUCAAAAUCAGAUUUUGCCAUUUUCACUUUCAAAAGGACUUCAUUUGUAUCCGCAGAAAAGAUUUUUGCAUGAAAGAUUGCAUUUGUUGAAUAAAAUAUUUUAUUAGCAAGAGAAGUGUUGAUAACAGAAAAUCCUGCUAUUGUUGUACAUAUACAUAUUGAUUAUUGCAGAGAGAAAGAGAAAACCAAUAAAAUCUUUAAAAAUA
Molecule: messenger RNA, 2972 nt
Organism: Lytechinus variegatus (green sea urchin)
Lineage: Eukaryota; Metazoa; Echinodermata; Echinoidea; Temnopleuroida; Toxopneustidae
Product: endoplasmic reticulum membrane sensor NFE2L1-like
Biological process (GO): regulation of transcription by RNA polymerase II
Cellular component (GO): nucleus
Molecular function (GO): RNA polymerase II cis-regulatory region sequence-specific DNA binding; DNA-binding transcription factor activity, RNA polymerase II-specific
Source: RefSeq, a predicted model, not a curated record